Messenger RNA from Morchella importuna, 297 nucleotides. RefSeq lists its product as uncharacterized. Bases 1 to 297 code for a protein of 98 amino acids. The record is from RefSeq and is a predicted model, not a curated record. The transcript has 4 exons. Lineage: Eukaryota; Fungi; Ascomycota; Pezizomycetes; Pezizales; Morchellaceae.
AUGCGCGGCGGCUGUGUCCAUUCAUAUUUGGAGACGAGCGCCUUGUUGUCAGCUAUUCGCCCACAUAGAGAGUGGAUGAAGGGGAGUGGAAUGAAAUAUCUUGCUUCUGCCGACACGGGUCCUAUCCCUGUUGCGCGACGAGCGCAGCAGCAGAAGCAAGACGCCCUGGUUGGUUGGUACAUAUCGUGUUGUCCCUUGAGAACUUGCUGCUGUUCACCGACCAAGUACAUUUCAGCAAACUCCCCUCUGGUCCUCCCCCCUACCCACCACUAUCGUCGCCUCGAUCAGCACAGCUAG